AUGGGGUACUACCUGGCUGACGGCAUCUAUCCGCAAUGGCCCGUGUUUCUGAAGACGAUCAGAUGCCCACUCGGAGAUAGAAGAAGGUAUUUUGCGCGAGCGCAAGAGUCUGCGCGCAAGGAUGUGGAGAGGGCAUUUGGGGUGCUCCAAUCGCGAUUUGCACUGGUAAAGGGCCCGACGCGCUUUUUCUACCAGGGGGAUAUUGCCGAUAUCAUGUAUGCGUGCAUCAUCAUGCAUAACAUGAUCAUCGAUGAUGAAUACGAAGGCGUCCUCGACGUCACCAACGACCCAAGUGUUGCAUCAUCGAGUCACGGUGACUCAACCGAGUCCGCCCGCCAGGGUGUACCGCACAACGAACAUGAACGGUUCCAGGCGUUCAUGGACAUACACCAGAAGGAGGCCCAUCAAGCACUACAACACGAUAUCAUCGAAGAAUUGUGGCCCCCAACUAUCAACGAUGCAACUGCUUUUGAUAAAGCCAAACAAUCCCACGACUAA
This is a messenger RNA of Salvia hispanica, 498 nucleotides long. NCBI's taxonomy places the organism in Eukaryota, Viridiplantae, Streptophyta, Magnoliopsida, Lamiales, Lamiaceae. The record is from RefSeq and is a predicted model, not a curated record.